AUGUAUCAAGACUUGAAGAAGAUAUUUUGGUGGCCGAGGAUGAAAGAAGAUGUGGCACGGUUUGUAUAUGCUUGUUUAACUUGUCAAAAAUCAAAGAUUGAACACCAGAAGCCUGCAGGGUUGAUGCAACCGUUAGAAAUUCCAGAAUGGAAGUGCGAUAGCAUUUCGAUGGAUUUUGUAACAGGGUUUCCUAAUACUGCAAGUGGACACGAUUCAAUAUGGGUGAUUGUUGAUAGGCUUACAAAAUCAGCCCAUUUCAUACCUAUUAACAUCACGUAUCCGGUGGCGAAGUUAGCCGAAAUCUACGUCCGAGUGAUUGUGAAGUUGCAUGGUGUAGUACUUGGACCGGAAAUUGUACGAGAAACCACAGAGAAGGUAAAGAUGAUUCGGGAAAAGAUGAAGGCUUCACAGAGUAGACAGAAGAGUUAUCAUGAUAAGCGAAGGAAGGAGUUAGAAUUUGAAUCAGGUGACCAUGUGUUUCUAAGAGUCAUGCCUGUGACUGGUGUUGGUCAUGCCCUGAAGUCAAAGAAGCUGACUCCACGACUUAUCGGUCCUUAUCAGAUUUCAGAGAGGGUUGGUACUGUCGCUUAUAGGGUGGCGUUGCCGCCUAACCUAUCAAAUCUGCAUGAUGUGUUUCAUGUGUCGCAACUUCGGAAGUAUGUCCCGGACCCAUCUCACGUGAUUCACAUGGAUGAUGUGCAAGUGAGAGAGAAUUUUACAGUAGAGACGAUGCCGAUUCGGAUCACGGAUCGUGAGAUAAAGUCCCUUAGAGGUAAAGAUAUCCCGUUGGUGAAAGUAGUAUGGACAGGGACUACCGGAGAAAGCAUGACGUGGGAAAUGGAGAGCAAGAUGCGGGACUCCUAUCCCGAGUUGUUUGAACGAGUUUAG
Messenger RNA from Vicia villosa (hairy vetch), 888 nucleotides. RefSeq lists its product as uncharacterized. The record is from RefSeq and is a predicted model, not a curated record. Lineage: Eukaryota; Viridiplantae; Streptophyta; Magnoliopsida; Fabales; Fabaceae. The transcript has 3 exons. The coding region runs from base 1 to 888 and encodes 295 amino acids. Gene Ontology annotation, molecular function: nucleic acid binding.